UUGUCAAAACGUCGCUGUAUACAAACAACUAUGCUGGCACGGAUUGUUCUUGUACUUUGUUUGGCAGGCUUGGCACAAACGGCUGCAAUGCCUUUUGGCUUAUCUGGCUUUAACGAUAUAGACUCACAAUGCUUUAUAUACUCUAAUGGUAUGUGUCCCAGAGAGUAUAACCCUGUGUGUGGUACAGAUGGAGUCACAUACUCAAAUCGUUGUAUGCUGUGUUGGGAAAUUUUUAUGGGAAACUUCAACUUACAAAUCUCCAAAAUGGGUGAAUGCUGAGCCAUAUCCACUCAUUUUUUUUUUUUUUGUUUGUUUGUUUUUGAGAUGUGGAAUAAAGGCUGGAACCAAGUUUUGUUCGUGAAUAGUUUCAUUGACAAAAUUAAGAAUUUGUUCCUUUUUAAAGUA
Messenger RNA from Danio aesculapii, 405 nucleotides. RefSeq names its product serine protease inhibitor Kazal-type 1-like. The transcript is spliced from 4 exons. The record is from RefSeq and is a predicted model, not a curated record. Lineage: Eukaryota; Metazoa; Chordata; Actinopteri; Cypriniformes; Danionidae. Gene Ontology annotation, molecular function: protein binding; serine-type endopeptidase inhibitor activity. The coding region runs from base 31 to 279 and encodes 82 amino acids.